UCAGGCCUUACUGGGGCUCAUCUUUGGUUUAAAUCGAGAGCACCUUUCAUCGCCCGGUCCGGCGAUUCGAGUCAAGGGGCUCGUUGGCUCUUUGGAGGGAGUCCUCAAGGGCAGGAUUCUCAGAGUUUGUGAAUCCCGUUGAAUUUGGUGGCUUGAAUUCCGGACGUGGACCUCGUCGUUCCCGGUGCGUGGCGUCUACAAAGCUCGAAGAAAGUUUUCGGGCCUGAGAAAGGCAGGCAGGCAGGCAGGCGCCGCCGCCGCCAUGACGUCCCAGCCUUCUGGGUCGCAGAACUAUCACAAAAUUGGGGUCGGAUCACAGAAUCCGCACGAUCGACCCGUGAGAAAGCGCUACAUUGUGGACACAUGGAAUCAUCCGAUGAGCUGCGUGUGCAAAGCAUGCACGUGCCAUCUGCAUCAAUGUCCGGCGUACCCGAAGUUCCCGCCGGAGGAGCCCAUCCGGACGGUGAUUCCGUUCGACAAGGGCAAGAUGGACGAGAUCUCGACCAUGAAAGCGCACUUCACCAAGAAGCCCAUCCACCCGCCGCCGCGGCCACCGUCGCCGCCUCAGCGAUGGCCGCCGGACAAAAUCACGACCUACCACGACCACUACCCGGAGAAGCCGCUGCCGCCCCCGCCGAAACCAUGGCCGCCGUUCCCCGAGCGAACGCCGUUCAUGGCCGACACCACGUACCACUACUUCCACAAGAAGCCGCCGGCGUGCCCCAUGAACCAGCGCAGCGUCGAGGUCGGCCGCGACGGCCACCUCUACGUGGUCGACGACCCGCCCGGCCGCUGGCAGGAGACCCAGGUCUCGAGCAAGGACAAAUUCCUGUACAAGCCGCAGGAGACGAAGCCGCCGGGCUACUCGUUGUCCUGCACUGAGGGCAAGACCAUCGCUCCCGUCUCCAUCCAGAAAUCCGACUACAACUUGAAGCCCGUGCAUCCGAUCCGAAUGACGUCUCCGCCUCCCACGCACGUCGAGAAGAGCAUCACUUUUAAGUAAUACGGGUUCUUGUGCGUGUGCCCGGCAUAGGGCUCUCGAGGCUGGCAUGAAUCAGGUAGCUUUUCUUGGAGCUCGGUUUCAUUCCCAGUCAAGAGUGGACUUCGAAAAGCCAGAACUGGCGCUGAAGAUUUUGCUAGCCACUGCUGUAGUGCGACUUCCAGGCAGGGCCUGCUCGCUACAAAAUUCUUAGAUGUGCCCUUACUGUUGAUUCAAGUCUCUCAGUUCUAAACCUGUGCUGACCUGCAAUAAUGUUCAAUGAAUUUGUUUGGCUGGAGAAUGCAAUGCAUUUUAGCUCUGCUGGACUUCCCCCUUCGUUUGACUCUCCUGAUAUGAUGAACAUGAGGGAAUUCCAGUAUUUCUUCCAAUUUUCCUUUUCUGUUGUCCAUAUUCUUUCCCUAUGACAUCAUUCUGUCUCCGAAAUACGAGUGUCUACCUUGAUAACGUUGAUUCUUGCCCAGCAGAUCAAGGAUUCGACAUAGUGAAUAAAAGGAAAAUCCCUCAACCUCUCACACACGAGAUCUGGUUUCAGUCUGACCUGUUCUUCCUCAAAAAUUCGAAAGAUUUAGAUUUGCGUAUCAGGUUCUGGUAGUAGACGUUCC
Molecule: messenger RNA, 1602 nt
Organism: Marchantia polymorpha subsp. ruderalis
Lineage: Eukaryota; Viridiplantae; Streptophyta; Marchantiopsida; Marchantiales; Marchantiaceae
Source: the annotation of a GenBank genome assembly